This is a messenger RNA of Salvelinus sp. IW2-2015, 2058 nucleotides long. RefSeq names its product 26S proteasome non-ATPase regulatory subunit 4-like. The record is from RefSeq and is a predicted model, not a curated record. Gene Ontology annotation, molecular function: polyubiquitin modification-dependent protein binding. Gene Ontology annotation, cellular component: proteasome regulatory particle, base subcomplex; cytosol; nucleus. NCBI's taxonomy places the organism in Eukaryota, Metazoa, Chordata, Actinopteri, Salmoniformes, Salmonidae. Gene Ontology annotation, biological process: proteasome-mediated ubiquitin-dependent protein catabolic process.
UCCAGAAAAUGAACAACUAAGGAAUAAUGUUUCACUUCUGUUUGGUCUGUUUCGCAAGCGUUCACGGUAGUCUCGCGAUAUUGCGCCUCUAGGUGUAAAAAUUGUAUUAUGAUUGUGCGGGCUCUUUCUUUUAUAUCUUUGAAAUGUGGUGCCAUCAACCAAUCACAUUACCUGUUAUCCUCUUAUGUCCAAUAGACAAGCAACGUUCUUACAUUUUCGUCAGAGAGACCAGAAAGUUUUCCAAAUGGGUCUUGAAAGUACUAUGGUCUGUGUGGACAAUAGUGAGUAUAUGCGCAAUGGAGACUUCCUGCCCACCAGACUACAAGCCCAGCAAGAUGCCGUCAAUAUCGUCUGUCACUCCAAAACUCGGGCAAACCCAGAGAACAAUGUCGGCCUCAUCUCGAUGGCUAAGCUUGACUGCAGUAACUGUGAGGUUUUGACCACACUGACCCCGGAUGCGGGCCGCAUCCUGUCCAAACUGCACGCUAUCCAGCCCAAAGGCAAGAUCUGCUUCUGCACUGGCAUCCGGGUGGCCCAUCUGGCCCUAAAGCACAGACAAGGGAAGAACCACAAGAUGAGGAUCAUUGCCUUUAUAGGAAGCCCUGUGGAGGACAAUGACAAGGAUCUUGUAAAAAUGGCCAAGCGCUUGAAGAAAGAGAAGGUCAAUGUGGAUAUUAUAAAUUUUGGGGAAGCGGAGUUCAACACAGAGAAGCUGACCGCCUUCAUCAACACUCUGAACGGGAAGGAGGGGAUGGGCUCCCGCCUGGUGACUGUACCCCCAGGGCCCAGCCUGGCUGACGCCUUGCUCUCUUCCCCUAUCCUGGCUGGAGAGGGAGGCUCCAUGAUGGGCCUAGGCGCUAGCGACUUUGACUUUGGCGUGGACCCCAGCGCUGACCCCGAGCUUGCUCUGGCUCUGCGUGUAUCCAUGGAGGAGCAGAGACAGAGGCAGGAGGAGGAGGCUCGCCAGGUGGCUGUUGCUUCUGCAGCCAAUGUCACCACAGUGUACGAAUCUGAGGAGGCCCUGCUAAAGAUGUCGGUGAUUCAGCCUGAGACUGGUGGAGCUACAGUGCUGCCUGACUGCAGCAAUAUGACAGAGGAGGARCAGAUUGCAUACGCCAUGCAGAUUUCCCUGGCCGGAGAAGAGUAUGGAGAUGUGAUGGCUAUGGACACAGGUGCCCCCAUGGACACUGAGACUGCCAAGGAGGACGAUGACUAUGAUGUAAUGCAGGACCCAGAGUACCUCCAGAGCGUUCUGGAGAACUUGCCAGGCGUCGACCCUAACAAUGAGGCCAUCCGAAACGCCAUGGGCUCCCUGGCCUCCCAGACAGGCCCACCCAAGCCUAACAGCAAGAAGGACGAGGAGAAGAAGAAAUGAGGAAUGGGAACAGACAGACAGAUUGAUGACACCCAUGGGACUGCGWCCGAAAUGGCACCCUUUUCCCUAAAUAGUGCACUACUUUUGACAGCACACUGGUCUAAAGUAGUGCACUAUAAGGAAUAGGGUGCCAUUUCAGAUGAAACCAUGGACAACCAGACCAAGACAUGACACAUAUAGGGUAGUUGACACUGACAGACUAAUGCAAGGUUACAUACAGGAACACAGUUGGACGGACACUAAUGCAUGAUAUGACUUACUGAUGACGGACUGUCGACAAUAUCCACAAGAAACCCACAAGCACACACAAAUAGAUCAGACAACAGUAAGACCAAACUGGGAUUCCACCAGUCUUUACUGCCAUUCAAUUGGAUAUGAUCUUCUUAUCUGCAUAUCAUCUCAGUGUAAUAGACAUAAUUUCUGGUUUCUCACUGAUUUACCCUGUCUUAACUGACUUACUCGCUAACUGGCAUUAUAAGUGGCAUUUAAUGACAUGUCCCCAAGCUUGUAAACUAAACAGUAUCCAUCUUUMAUUUCUUUCUUUUUUUCUGUUGCAAUAAAAAAGAUGGAUGAAGCUUGUUUGUAUGAAUGUUUUCUUUUAUGACCCUCAACUCCAAAUAGCUAGAAUAGGAACGUUUUAAUAAGAGACCAUGUUUCCCAUGCCAAUAAAGCCCUUACAUUGA